AUGAUGGUGGCCUCCAUGAUCACCAUGGCCAACCUGUAUCUCUUCCCGCUUCUCGAAAGUGGCACUAUUUUCGUUUUCCUUUGAAAUAAACCGUAUUUAGUAUCUACUCUUCACUACAAGCCGCAGGCGGAAAAUUGCAAUGGACUUUGCGCAGUCGAGGAACCUUGCAUCAUCAAUGGAACGCUGCUGGGGGAGCGUUUCGGCAAUGUGAGAGACUAUAAAAAACUAGAAAAAUUAAAUUACACACUUUAGGUGCUGGACAGUCUCACGCUGCCCUUCGGGGCAAUCGCCUCGUCUCUCCAAUUCAUAAUGCUCAUGAGAAUUUUUGGUGCCAAAUUCCCUACUUCCACUCUCACUUUCUUCUGCCUUGCCGUCCUCCCCACCCGAUUCAUUUUCAUGAUGAUGCAGACAUACGAGUUCAAGAGCAUUGGAGGAGGUAAUUCCCACCGAGUUUCGGUGAAAUAAAUGAGCAAAAUCACAGAUUUGUACGUCGAGCUGAUAUCGAACCCCCACAACUUCCAAUGCAAUCUCUUCUCUGGAUUUCUGGACGCGGUUUUCCUCCUUCACGUCAGAUUCUUCUUCCUCGUCACCGAUUUUGUCACCUUCCACACAAUGCUUGUGGUGGUCCCUUUGUACUUUGGCCAGGAAGAUUUCCGCUCAAACUACAAAAAUACCGAUCUCACGGACACCCUGAUCAAGCACUGA
Messenger RNA from Caenorhabditis sp. 36 PRJEB53466, 705 nucleotides. The record is from the annotation of a GenBank genome assembly. NCBI's taxonomy places the organism in Eukaryota, Metazoa, Nematoda, Chromadorea, Rhabditida, Rhabditidae.